This is a messenger RNA of Tinamus guttatus (white-throated tinamou), 1914 nucleotides long. The record is from RefSeq and is a predicted model, not a curated record. NCBI's taxonomy places the organism in Eukaryota, Metazoa, Chordata, Aves, Tinamiformes, Tinamidae.
AUGCAUUUCUUCCUUUCAGAAAAUGAAAUGUGUAUUUUUCCUUCUCUCUUUUCUGUAGAUGGAAUAUUUGGGAGAUGUCAGCGCGUGCCAGUAAGAGACAUAUAUAAAUAUGACAUUUCACCCCUUGUUCUUCAGCGCUUAAGGAUCAUCCUAGAGAAGCUCUCGCACAGAGGUUUUACGUGGCAAGAUGACUACACACAGCAUGUUAUUGGUCAGGAGCUCUCAACCAUUCAUAAAAUCCACACCAGACACCCUGAUGUAUUUCUACCUGAAGGGUCUCAUGGAGGAAGGACUUCAGAGCAGAAUGCAGAUAAUGAAAGAAAUUAUAACCUGGAAAAGGAUACAAACUUGGCCAAGUCUCUUCAGCAAUAUCUCACAUAUCUGGGUAUUCUCUCCCAGUCUGCAGCUACAAAUCUCUAUCCAAGGAAGAAGAGUGACACAGCUUCUGUCAAGAGCUACAUCUACAAUGAUCCCAUUAUGUACUACAUGAGGCAAAAGCCCAAAGAGAGCGCCCCUGCUUUGGCCCACACAUCCACAUCCCACCAACAACAUGCUGAAAAUCUUCCUGGAAAGACCCUUAAGCAGCCACUGCCAGACAAACCGCUACCAGAAUCAGAAAUGGAGCCUGACCAAAAUGCCCUGAUAGCCACGCUACACACGUACAUCACGCAGAACCUGUCAGCACAGAGCAAUGCCAAAAGCCCUCCCAGCAGGACUAAAGGGUCUCAGGUUUAUGCUAGCAGGCUCUAUCCUUCUCAAGUCAGUCAUUUUGAUGGAACUUUUACCAAAGGAAAAGCAGAUUUUGAAAUGAAGAGCCUGUUGCAGCCAAGACCUCCACCUGGAAUGCUGGGGCCAAGUUUGGAGAUGCUGAACCAGAAAUCUUCUUCCCAGAACAAACCAAAGGACCCUCUGAGUGCAGUGGAUGAAACACUUAUUAAGGAUGUACUGAAUGACCUGGAGAAACAUCAGGUGAAUGUGGAGGACCUGAGCUCUUUGGAACUGGACGAGAUCGCUGAUACUAUUGCUGAUGCAAUUCAAGGUGUUGACAUAGAAGAAAGUGAAAAGAAUGCUGGAAAAACUAGAGAAGAUGAAACAGGAGGAGAAAUGAAGAAAGGAGAUGCGCAAGGAAGGGCAGAGGUUCAGACCGGAUUAAUGGAGAACAGUAUUAACAUAGCAGAUAACGGAGUACGCGAAGCCACUUCCAAAACUGAUAAACAGGAGAAAACUGCAAAACUAGUUAACUUCUUGAAUGAGAAUGCAUUCCCUGAAAAUAUGCCUAAAGAACUUUUACCUGAAGAAUCUACUAAGACAGAAACCAAGAAAUCUGAAGAUACUGACUCUCCCUCUUCUUCCUCAGAAGAAAUAAAUGCUGGUGUGGAAAACGUAAAAAGUGAGACUUUCUCGAGGGAACUGACAGCUGCAAAGAACAUGGACUCUGACUCUAAAGAGCUGAGUGAGACCCGCUACUGGAUGCAGAAUGCUUUGAUGAAGGAUGAAAAUCCCUAUGAAGAACUUCAGAAAAAGACAGGACAUGACUUACAGCUUGAAGUGAAGUCUUUCAAAGAGAAUGACUAUGGCUAUAUUGUGACAGCGAAAGACCCCCUGAAUGUGGAAAAGGGCUUGGAGUUAAUAAAGGAAGUGGCAGAUCUCCUGAAGCUGCAGAUGAGUGCCUUCAAAGAUGUCAACAUCCUGGGACCAGCUGUGACCUUCAGGGUGCACUCAAACCUCCAGAAUAUUUCAUCUGCAGAUGUUGCCAAAGCAGCAGCUAUGAACAAAGAGAAGCUUGAAGAAACAACUGGACUGAAAAUUCUGCAGACAGGCGUGGGGGAGAUCAAUGGAAGCUUAAAUUUGGGAUCUUCAGAUGUUAGAGAGAAUCUGUCAGUGAAAGACUUGCUUAUUUCGGGUGUAACUUGA